Molecule: messenger RNA, 8179 nt
Organism: Colossoma macropomum (tambaqui)
Lineage: Eukaryota; Metazoa; Chordata; Actinopteri; Characiformes; Serrasalmidae
Exons: 14
Coding region: 51-8102 (2683 amino acids)
Source: RefSeq, a predicted model, not a curated record
GCACGCAUGCAUUUUGAUGCUGGUUGUUAGGUGAAUGCAUGUAGUCCAAAAUGCCCGACUGCUGUGCCGCAGCGGACUGUAAGCAGAGCACCAACCAGCCCGACAUCGCCUUCUUCAGGUUCCCUCUGGACCCUGAGCGAUGCAAACAAUGGGUGGGUAACUGUGGCAGACCAGACCUCCAGACUAAAACACCUGAAUACUUACACAGAAACUUCAAACUUUGCUCGAAGCAUUUUGAUGCAUCUUUGAUACACAAGGAAAGCGAGCUUAAGUCUAUUUUGAAGGAUGAUGCAGUUCCAACUAUAUUUAACUUCACAACCAACAAAGACGGCACACAGAGGAGCAGCAGAAAAAGAACAAAACAAACGGUUGCCGAGGAUCCUGUCAAAGCAAAAAAGACAAAAGGUAAUACACAGGCUGCAGUUCCACAGCAGACAGUGGAAGAAGACCCAGGAGAAAACAGUGUGACACAGAAUCCUCCGUUGGAUGAACCAGAGAAGGAUGAUCCUGCUACUUCCAAAGCCAAGGAAACUCUGAAAGUUUACUUCAAGGAAACUUUAGCUUUCACUGGCUUCAGCAUUGGCAACAAUGCUGCGAAGUCGAUGGGGAGUGGUCCUGUUGGACAGCUAACGGUCAACCCCAUCUGUGCAGAAAAAAUUGAUUCAAAAGACGUGCUGAACUUAGGAGAGGAUGUGAUGCGCGAGGAGAUCCGUAACAGUUUGCGCUUGGCCCGCUUCUUCUCCAUUCUUCUUCAAGAUAAAACAAACAUAGAGGGCAAAGAUCAGAUCCCGGUGUUCACACGCACUGUCACCAAUGACGGCUUUCCACAGAAGCACCUGAUGGGAUUUCUGCCCUGUGACGUAGACUCGGACAGUCUGUUCCACAUGCUAGUGUCUGAGAUUCGUGGCAAAUGGGGACUGCGGAUGGAGCACUGUCGAGGUUUCACUUACCUGACGACAGGUAGCCUGUGUCAGAAGCUGAAAGAGCUUUCUUGUAGAAUGCUGAGGGAUUUCCCACAAGUCGUUCUUGCGCCCAGUGACCCUUAUGCAUUCAACAUGUGGCUAAUUCGUUCCCUGCCGGUGCUUCCCAUACAGGAGGUGGUUGAUACUGUAGAAGAAGUUGCUGCCAUGUUGAGGCAGUCUGAGACACUGAUGAAAAAACUACAUGCCAAGAUAACUACAGCAUAUGGUCACAUCAAAGGUGAGGUGGAUCGUGUAAAAGAGGCCUGCCAGAACAACUGGGAAUACGGCACCGAUGCCUUCCAGACCAUGUUGGACAUUCUGGAGCCACUUCUGAACAGCAUAGGAGAAAUGUGCACUAGCGCUUUGUCUGAGGCGGACACGGCAAUUGUGGAACAGCUGCUCAAGCUGAAAGACAAGCUAAAGAAUUUCAACUUCAUCAUCUCCCUGGUGGUUCUGAAGAACACUCUGUGUUGCGUGAGCAUUCUGAAUCCUAGCCUUAGAGGCAUAAUCAGCAUCAGCAGUACUUUGCAAUACACCAUCUCCAAUGCCUUAAAGCUGCUCAACAAACACUUGCAGGAGAUUCCUAUAUUCCACAGAAAGUGGUUCUCUGACGCAGUGGGUCGGGCCAAAAAGCUGGGAGUGCCAGUCACUCUCCCGGUGGACACUGCCACUAAUGGAGAUGGCGAGGCAAAACCCCAACCCUCAGCAGAAGAUUACUACAGGGAAACACUGAGCAAGAUGAUCCUGCAGUAUCUCAUCGAUGAGGUCAAGAGGGUCCUGGGCAUUGAGAUGGUCAGAAUCUUAAGAUGGCUAUCUUUAGUGCCGUCAUACAUGGCUGACCACAAUUUCAGCAUCCGCAAAGACAAGGUGGCUGAUGCUAACCUGAACAACCUGGCACGCCCAGACUCCUUCUAUGAUGAGCUGGGCUGCUGGGAGGUGAAGUGGAGGCACGCCAGCAAGCGGAGAAUCCUGCCCACCAGUGUCUUUGCCACCUUGAAAAUCCCAGACAUUGGCUUCUAUCCCAAUGUGCAGAGCCUGCUGAGAGUUCUAGGUUCGAUUCCUUGUAUUAAUGCAGAUGCAGAUGUGUAUGGACAGUAUGACAUGGUUUUGGACAGAUAUCAUUCCUACAUGAAGGAGGUGCCAGCAGAGAAGCGACUGUGCAACAUGGCAUUUGUUUAUGUCAAUCAAGAUGUACACUUCAACAUUGAGGAUAUGGUGCAGUCAUAUGUGGAAAAUCAUCCGGACAUUCUGCAGCUGCUUUGUAAGGACGAAGUGAUGGAAGUUCAACCUUCAGCAUCAGAAAACAAUGCAAAUGAUGCUUCAAAGGAAGAUAUGGAGGAACCAAGAGAAAUGACCUUGGAUAUGGAAUUGGAGACACAGAAACCAGCUGAUUGUACAGGGACUGAUAAAGAGGCAUUGAAGUCAGCCUUGCUGGCUGCGGUCACUGCAGCCUGCAACAGCCAAAGCAGGCAGUCUCAGGGAGGCCAGGAGGGAGAAGUUGAAUAUGUGACAAAAUCAGAAAUGAACGAAGUUUUGAAAGUAUGCGAGGACGUGGUACGCGAAGGGGUUCUUUCUGAGGUCGGUAAUUCUUUCUUCUCCUUGUUCAUUGAUCGGGCAGUGAGGUUAGGAGAAGGAGACUUUCUCCCCUUGUUUCUCAGGUUUGUGGAUAGUUUUGAUGUCAUGCGGCUGGAGCUGCUGGGAUUUGUGGAUGCGAGCCUUGAUACCGAAUCUAUGUGUGAGCGUCUUUUUGACGUUGUCACCAAAGAGUGGCGUCUUGAUUUGAAAUAUUGCCGAGGCCAGGCUUAUUUGGGUUCAGGUGAAGUCUCUUACAAGCUUAAGGCUUUCGCCUGCAAAGUACAAGAGAUGCACCCUCUUGCAAUAUGCACUCACUGCUCUUGUUACUCUUUUAAUACCUGGUGGUCAAGGUCUGUGCCUGUGGCCUCAGUCUGCCGAGCCAUUGAUACAUUAGAGAAGAUAGUGUUGUUUUUCAGCAGCAUGCCUGAACUGGAAAAAGAGCUAGACCAGGUCUUAGCUGUUGGUCUAAGGGAGAGCUAUGAGAAAGUCCACGAACUUCAAGGGACAUUCUGUUCCUCUUGGUUAGAGAAGCAUGACUCUUAUGAUGUGUUUGCUCUGAUUCUGGAACCAUUAGCACAGUGUCUAGAGUCCUUCCAGAGCCACAGUCCACAGAGUUGGAGUUUGUCCGUAAUUAACCAAGCCAAGAAACUCCUGCAACUGAUUCGGGACUUUGAUUUCAUUGUAGCUUUAGUUGCCCUGAAGAACGUCUCAUCCUUCACCAGAGAACUGAGUGCGGCACUACAGAAAGAUCAUUUUAGUGCUGCCUCACAGCUCUGCCAAAUCAGUGGCAUUGUAGCCACACUCAACCGAGUCAAGACCAACAUCAAAGUAUUCCACCAAAACUGGUUUGAUGAAGCCUGUGCCUUUGCUCAAAACCUGGGUGUGCAGAUUAAAGUGCCUGAUGGUGUAACCUUUCCAAGGGACAGCCUGCUAAAACCAGGCGGAUACUACAAAGAUGUAGUCAGCCUCCCCUUAGUUGACCACCUUAUCAACUCUGUCAAAGAUCAUUUCUCUGAUGACCACAAAGAGGCACUCAACUUCUUAUCCCUUGUCCCGUGUUCUGUGACCGUCAGCUACACUUUUGAAAGCCUGAAGUCAAAGCCUCCUUUAUAUGUCGGUGACCUUCCAGACCCUGACAACUUCUUCACAGAGUUGUCUUGCUGGAAGGUAAAAUGGAAGACCAAAGUGGUCUCUCCGACUAUACCGGACACUAUUUUUCAGACUCUUCGCUUACCAAUCAUGCAGUACUUUGCCAACAUUAACACAUUGCUAAAGAUCAUGUGUGUCUUGCCAAGCACUGCACUGGAAUACUGUGGGGAAGUGAAGCGCCAUAAAAUGUUUCAAGACUACUUGAGGAACACCUAUGCCAAAGACAGGUCUCCAUGUUUAGCCAUGCUGCAGGUGGGCGCAAACUUCAACAGGGAUCUGGACAGGAUGGUAACCCAGUGCUUGAAAGUCACUCCAAAAACACUGGAGGGCAUCUGCCUGGACAAAGAGUCUAAAAGUCUCCUGAGGAAUUCUGAAGUAAAGGAAGUAGAUAACCACAAAGAUGAGGUAGAGGAGAUGGACACUCAGCAGAUCUUCCCCAAGGACAAAGCAUCUGAAAUAUUCCCAGAACGUAAUGAUGUAAAGGCAGAAGAUAACUACAAAGGUGCUGUAGAAGAAAUGGACACUCAGCCAGUGUCAGAAGCACUUAUGACAGAACAGCAGGUGAAGCCUUUGGAUGAGAAUGGCCACGCUGGCAAACCUGCGGACAAUCUUCAAAGCAGCGAGAGAGUCUUUAGAGUGGCAGCCAGAAUGGCCCGGAGAAACUGCCUGUUUUUAGAACUUCCAAAGGAAGAGCAAGACUGCAUCAUUCAAGAGCUUAGCAUGUGUCACUGGAGUCAGGAGAAUAUUAAGUGCUUAUCAGAUGGGGAAAUAUUGGAGAAUUUUGUUAAGUCCAUCAGGGAAACAAUCCUCUGUGAAGUUCAAGAGUCCCCAUUCUUUUCCAUUAUCACUGAUAAAAUGGUCUCGGUGGAUGACAAGAAGUACUUCCCUGUCUUUGUCAGGUAUGUUGAUGAUUGCACACCUAAAGUGGAGCUGUUAGGGUUCUUGCCCUUUGAUGGAAGUGCUGAUGCAGAUGUUCAAGCCAAGACUCUUUCAGACACUCUCAUAGAGGAAUGGGGACUCCAGAUGGGCUGCUGUCGUGGCCAGUCCUUCAUGUGUAUGGGUGCUAGUAGUCAUAGUCUUAGAAAAAUGUCAUUAGACUUCUUGGCCAGCUAUCCUCUUGCCAUCAACACGCCUAGUGAGUCCUGUGGACUUGCCUAUUGGCUGGCUGUAAGCCUUCAUAAUGACCCCAUCACUAAGGUUCUUGGUGUGGUUGAGGACCUGUUACUUUUCUUUGAUCAGUCACCAAGACUGCAUAUUGAGCUUUCCCAGACUAUGGAGGGUCUCUUGAAUACUCCUCGAGAAGCUCUUGCAGAGGUCCCAGAGACCUGUUUGUCGAGGUGGAAAAAAACUGAAGAUUUCUUUGACAUUUUGGUGGACAUGCUAGAGGGAGUUCUCAGUUGCUUGGACUCUGUUAGUAACAAUUCUAAUGGUUCAUGGAGUAAUAGCAUGUCAAUACAUGCCCUAAUCCUCUCUACUGCCAUUAGGGAGUCUGAUUUUGUCAUUCCUCUUGUGAUCCUGAAAAAUGCCUGUGCUCCACUACGUAAUUGUAGCACGGUGUUCCGUUGUGGAAAUCCAGCUGACAUUAUGUGUGAGCUGGAGAAGAUCCCUCUUAUAGUAGAGUCCCUGAGUAAGAUGCUGGAGAAUAUAAAUGCAGUGCAUGCUGUCUGGUUUGAGGAGGCAGCACAGCUUGCUGCUAAAGUUGCUGGAGGACUGUCUUAUCCAGAGGCAGUUGGCAGCUAUGAGGCACCAGAGGUGGGCUACAGAGAAACAGUCAGCAUACCUGUUCUGAGUGGUCUGAUUGAAGAAAUGAAGUUUAACUUUUCUGAAUGUCACCUGAAGGCCCUCAAGGUUCUCUCGCUGCUUCCAACCUGCAACCCUCUGCCUAUUUUUCCGGAGGCAACAGAUAAACUCUACACCAUCUAUCAAAGUGAUCUACCUGAACCAGACACAGUAGAAGAUGACAUAAAUACCUGGGCUACUGCUUGGCGAGAAAAGUAUCAAGACAUCUCACCACCGGCCUCCAUCUCUGAGACUCUCCAUCAUCCCGAGGCUAGAAGUCAUCCUAAUGUUACCGCCCUCCUCAAGCUUGUGGCUGUGCUACCUAGCAUUAGCAUGGAGUGUGAUUUAAUGAAGACCACUCUUAACUCUUUGAGAUCCUUUCUCAGGAAUGACAUUGUCUGCAGGGGUAGUAAGACUGACACAGUAAUGCUCCUUAUGCAUCGCAAGGCACUGCAGACUUUGGAGGAUGUGAUUGACAGGUGUAUGGAAAAUGACCCAGAGUGUCAUGAGUUUCUCUGUCAGAUGAAACAGAACGUCUCCACUAUGAGAAUGGAUGGUGAAGUUAUUGCGUUUGCUUCAGAAGAAAUAGCCAUUAAGACUAAUGGCUCUGGUGGUUCAGAGGAAGCACAGGACACAGCUCCAUCCAUCACAGAAGAUCAGCCUGAAACAGCACUUCAAUGUGACGUUAAAGAACUCAGUCCUCCUGCACCAAAUAUCACUGUGACUCCAGAGGAUAGUGCCAUAGAAACAGAUGAUUCAACUGCUCUAGAGAGGAGGCAGGAGUCGACAACUACAGUUCUAGAUGGCAGUGAAGGUUUGUCUGCAGUGAGUCCAUUUGCAGAGGCAGCAGGACAUCAGGAUGUUUCAGAGGCAACAGCCCAGGAUAUCAGGGUUGUUACACUGGACCUCACAACUGUAGGGCAAGGUGUCACAACAGAGGCUGUAACAGUGGCAGCCCAGAAUGUCUCCACAGAGCCCAUCACUUCAGCCAAGGACAUCAAAGAAGCAGUGCAAGAUGUCACCACAGAAUCUUACACAGCAGAUGAGGUUGUCACUAUAAAUCUCACACCAGUAACUCAAGGCCUCACAACAGAAGUGGAAGACCAAAAUGACACUACAGAAUCUCUAACAGAAGGGACAACCCAGGAUGUCACCACAGAACCUGUGACAUCAGCCAAAGAAGCAGUGCAAGGUGUUGUCACAGAGGCUGUAACAGAAUCGACAGCGGAAGAGGUCAACACAGGGUUUGUUACAGCAUCUGAGGUUGUAACUGUGGAACUUGGAGCAGCACAGGUUAUUUCCACAGAACCUGUAUUGGAACUGUCAUCUCAGGCUGUAGACCCUGUAACAACAGCCCAGGUUGUAACUUUACAACCUGUUACAGCAGCUGCAGAUGUCACCUUGGAACUCUCACUAACACAGGACACACGAACCACAGAGCCUGUAAUGGAAGAAACAGUCCAAGAUGUCACCACAGAUCCUCAUGCAGCAGCAGAGGUUGUCCCCAUGGAGUUCACUGAAGAAGCACAGGGUGCUGCUGUGCAGCAUUCUGCUGACACAGCUUCUAUAACAGAACAGCCAGCCCAGGGUGUAACUGCAGAGCUGGUUACAGUAGAUGAGGAUCUCACUUUGAACAUUAGAGAAACACAGGGUAUAACCCCAGACCCUGUAGUAGAACCAGCACCUCAAAAUGUUGCUGUAAUCCCUGUCAUGGCAGUCCAGAAUGAAACCACAGAGACUGUUAAAGCAGCUGAGGAUGACGUUCUGGAUCUAUCGGAGACAACCCAUAAUAUUAGUACAGAGGCUGCUAUUGUUGCCAGUGUUUCAAAGGAGCUUGCAACGACUGAACAAGAAAUGACCAAACCGGUCACAGCAGCUCGGGGGAACACCAUUAAGCCAGCUGUUCCAGCAGAGUCUACAGUAGCAGUCCAGUAUGUAACCACAGAACCUGAUACAGCAGCUGAAGAUGCCCCCAUGGAGCUCACAGAAGUAGCACGGCAUGCUGCUGCAGAGCCUCUAAAAGAACUGGCUGCCCAGUUUCUCACAACAGAGUCUGAAACAGUGGCUGAGGAUGCCCCCAUGGAUCUUACAGAAGUAGCAGAGGGUGCUGCCACAGAGCCUGUAACGGAACUGGUAGCCCAGGAUGUUGCAGCAGAGCCUAUUGCAGCAGUUCAGGAUGAUCCCAUGGAUCUUACAGAAAUAGCAGAGGGUGCUGCCACAGAGCCUGUUACGGAACUGGUAGCGCAGGAUGUUGCAGCAGAGCCUAUUGCAGCAGUUCAGGAUGAUCCCAUGGAUCUUACAGAAGUAGCAGAGGUUGCUGCUACAGAGCCUGUUACGGAACCGGUAGAACAGAAUGUUGCAGCAGAGCCUAUUGCAGCAGUCCAGGAUGAUCCCAUGGACCUGUCAGAAGCAGCACAGAUUGCUGCCACAGAACCGGUAACAGAACUGGCAGCUCAGAACGUCACCACAGAGCCUGUUGCAUCAACUGUGGAUGUUACACUGGAUCUAUCAAAUACAACAGGUACUGUCAAUACUGAGGCUACUGCUCUUGCCACUGUUGUUUCAGAAGAGCUUGUGAAAACUGAACAAGGUGAUGUCACAGAGCCUAUAACAGCAUUCCCAUGGGAUUACCACUGAGGCAGAUGCAGAAGCAAGUCGGGGUGUUAGUGUUGCUUUCACAACAGAAGUCCAAGAUCUAACCCUGAAGCAAGUAA